AGUAACAAAACUAAAAUAAAUAUAUAUUUAAUAAAACAAUUAUAAAGUUAAAUAUGUUGAAACCAUCAACAUUUAUUUUAAUUACGUCAUUGUUUGUGGAGGUCGUAUUCUCCCAAUGCCUGAGACAACCACCAUACAACAUAGUAAACCGACCUUUCGCAGAAUACAUUGAAGCCCCCAGAAUCAUAGAAGGACCGAGAAUCAUCGAAACACCGAGACUGAUAGAAUCACCCCGCAUCAUCGAGGGACCUCGUCUUUAUGAAGCACCUAGAAUCAUUGAAGCACCCAGAAUCAUAGAGACACCUCGAUAUAUUGAAGCACCAAGAAUCAUAGAUGCUCCCAGAGUAUUCAGUCCCCAGGCUACUGUCAUAUCAGAACCGCCGUGUAACAGCAUCGUUCCUAUCCCUAGUGUACCGUCGUCUACCACCCUCAUAACUGACUGUACUCCAGCUGUGUGUAAGAAUCUGGCGAAUACAAUCCAACUUAUGAUCGUUUGUAACCUUCUACAAAAUACGAAAGGAGGUCCAGAGAUAGCUAUGCAGAUGGCGUCUCCAAUUUUAAAUGAGAUUUUGACGUCACCUACUUUAUCUUGCGGCUGUUCUAAUCCUAUCUCCCCUAUAGCCCAAGGCAUUGCUCCUAAUUUGCUCGCACCUGGACUUAUUUCUCCUAACGUUAUUGCUCCUAAAAUGGUAGCGCCUAACAUAAUUCCUCCUAGUGUAAUUCCUACUAUUCCUAGCGCACCUCCAUGUGCCGUGCCUUCUACAAACAAUCUUUUAAAUAGUUUAAUGUCUUUGCUCGGUGGCGGCAUUUAAUUAAUGUUUAUUUAAGUAUUUAUAGUAUUAUUUAUUUCUGAAUAAAUUAUUGAUAUAUUUACAAAGUGGUAUUUCUAUAAGAAUGUGACGUGGAAUAUGUAAAAUUUAUUUUCUUUUUCCUUAUUACAAAAAACCCUGGCUAUCUAUUUUAUUAAAAUCUGUUUGGUAUACUUUAAGCUUACUUAUAUUAUAUUAAAUAGUUUAGUACUCUACCUAUGUUGAUGGUUGAGUCGCUUGAAAAACAAAAUUGGUCACGCUCCGGUCGUUUUGAAGGUUCAAAGAUGCCAUAAAACUUUCAAAGUAGUUUCAAAGUGAUAUUUUGUAGAGCUUUUAUCCAUUGAGCUAGGAUGCGGGUCCCUGCUUUAUUCCUUAGAGAGUACCUCUUACAGUAUGUAGUGUGUCCAAAGAACAUAAAACUAGGUACAUAUAAGAAAAACUU
Messenger RNA from Manduca sexta (tobacco hornworm), 1251 nucleotides. RefSeq lists its product as uncharacterized. NCBI's taxonomy places the organism in Eukaryota, Metazoa, Arthropoda, Insecta, Lepidoptera, Sphingidae. The transcript is spliced from 2 exons. Bases 54 to 812 code for a protein of 252 amino acids. The record is from RefSeq and is a predicted model, not a curated record.